Messenger RNA from Aspergillus tubingensis, 789 nucleotides. RefSeq lists its product as uncharacterized. The transcript has a single exon. Lineage: Eukaryota; Fungi; Ascomycota; Eurotiomycetes; Eurotiales; Aspergillaceae. The record is from RefSeq and is a predicted model, not a curated record. Bases 1 to 789 code for a protein of 262 amino acids.
AUGGACUCGAUGAGAUCCCUAAACACGUCACUGCCCAGCUCGACGCCUCGGCCACAACCUCCUGAGCAGCUCCUACAGUCGUUCAAGGCUGCUGCUCUCUCCGUCACGAACCUCUACAAGAAUGCUGUCUACGAACAGUCGCAAGCCAAGCAAGCUGGAUACCAAGAAGCAAUUGAGGAUCUACUACACUUCCUAGACCGGGAGAACCUCGGUCUUGGCGACGGGGAGGGCUGGAAAGUUCGGCAAUGGGCCACGGAACGGAGUGAUGGAAGUGGUGCCCCUAGCGACGAUGAUGAGGUUGAGAAACAAACCAGAGGCGCAACGCCGGCUGCCGCCCGCAAGGCACAGCCAGAAUCCGAACCGAUCCGACAGCCUUCCAAGUUAUCGUCGGAGGAGCAAGCUCCAGCUCCGCCACAGCAACAGCUGCCAACACCUUCGACCCCUCAUGCCUCUGAAUCAAACGACUUCGAUCGUCCAACUAUCUUUACGUUUACUGCCGGGCCCACCUUUCCGCAAUUCCCAGAACAAGAUAUGGACAUGCAAACCACCGACAGUUCGACUCCAGCGUCUCAAGAUGGUGCCCCGGUCAGCGUCUCCGUCUUGCCUCGAAACGCCCGGCAACAGAAUCGUCAUAAUAACUUCACCCGCUCAAACACUCGGUCGUCCCCUCAUGAACCGUCCGUCGGGAUCGGUUCGAAACGAAAGCUGAACGUGCCCGAUUUCUUCGACUUGUCUGGUCUAGGCAAUCGAGACAUAUUUGGGGGCGGCAAACGUGGCCGCUUCACCUAG